AGAGACGUUAGUCCGCCUUGGUCGAGGGGAUGCUGUUUGACACCACAUUACCAGGCGUCAGUGGAUUCAGUGUAAAAAACGCGCCGUGGCCCCGCCUCCGCCUCAGCAUCCAUCCCCUCAACAUUCACACGAUCGCUUUCUGAUCACCCAUCUCAAAGCCAAGAGCAAACGAGACACUGUAGCACUCGGAAAAUACGAUGGAGUAGCAUGCACGCGUUUGGGCAUUAUUUUUCUUCCAUUCCCUUUGAUGGAUUUGCUCUUCCAUUGGAAUAUACAUUAAUCACACGACUGAGGAUCCGUCUGGCUGAGACAACAUGGCUUCUGACAACACACAGCGCAGCUACUCCAUCAUCCCAUGCUUCAUCUUCAUAGAGCUGGUGAUAAUGGCAGGGACCGUCCUGCUGGCCUACUACUUUGAGCUGACGGACAUGUUCGGCAUCCACGUCCAGGGGUUCUUCUGCAACGAUGCUGACCUGAUGAAGCCAUACCCCGGGGUGGACGAGAGCAGCUUCAUCCCUCCCCUCAUCCUCUACUGCGUGGUCGCCGCUGCUCCCACCAUCAUCAUCUUCAUCGGGGAGGUAUCCAUGUACACCAUGAAGUCCACACGGGCGGUGCUACUAACCCAGGAGAAGACCAUCUUGACGGGGGAAUGCUGUUACCUGAACCCCCUCAUCAGGAGAAUCAUCAGAUUUAUUGGUGUGUUUGCGUUCGGCCUGUUUGCGACAGACAUCUUUGUGAAUGCUGGCCAGGUAGUGACCGGUAACCUGGCGCCGUACUUCCUGUCUGUGUGUAAGCCCAACUACACCGGCACUGAGUGUCGCUUCAACCACCAGUUCAUCUCCAACGGUAACAUCUGUACCGGCAGCCCGGUCGUCGUGGAGAAGGCUCGACGCUCCUUCCCUUCCAAAGACGCCUCGCUCAGCGUCUACUCAGCUGUCUAUGUCACGAUGUACAUCACUAGCACUAUAAAGACUAAGAGUAGCCGCCUGGCCAAACCGGUGCUGUGCCUGGGUAUCCUGUGUACAGCCUUCCUCACCGGGCUCAACCGGGUCUCGGAGUACCGGAACCACUGUUCUGAUGUCAUCGCUGGGUUCAUCCUGGGCAGCUCUGUUGCUCUCUUCCUGGGUAUCUGUGUGGUGAACAACUUUAAAGGAGCCCACUGCACCCCCACCAAGCAGAAGACUGAAGAUUACCGCGGUCUCCCCCUAAUGACCUUCCCCCGCGUCCAGAGCCCCCUGGAGACACUCAGCGCACAGAACCACUCUGCAUCGAUGACUGAGGUCACAUGACUAGCGGGGACCGCGGUGGGUCAGCACCGGGUCACCUUUGCGUCUCCUCAACACAACUUCUAGGCACAAUGAUGUUUUUCUACUGUCAUAAUACAACUGUAAGAAAGGACAGUAUUCUGGUGUAACUAGUUAGAUAGAGGCCGACGAUUUGUACAUUUUGUAUAAGAGAGUACAUGCUGUAGACUACCUAACCCUGAGCAUGUUGCUACUGUAGGUCUGAACUAGGGUUGCAAAAUUCAGGUAACUUUCCAAAAAUGUCCAGGUUUUCCACAAAAUAGAAGAUUCCCGGGAAUCAGGGGUAAAUAAGCAGGAAAUUCAGGAAUCCUUCUACCGGGAUUUCUGGAAAGCCUGGAAAUGUUGGGAAAAUUACCAGACUGUUUCACCCCUUAGUCUGAUCUGCGUCUGGACUUCCUCCUCUCUCUCUCUGUCUCUCUCUCUCUCUCUCUCUCUCUGUCUCUCUCUCUCUCUCUGUCUAUCUCUC
Molecule: messenger RNA, 1770 nt
Organism: Coregonus clupeaformis (lake whitefish)
Lineage: Eukaryota; Metazoa; Chordata; Actinopteri; Salmoniformes; Salmonidae
Product: phospholipid phosphatase-related protein type 1
Exons: 8
Coding region: 315-1289 (324 amino acids)
Biological process (GO): phospholipid dephosphorylation; signal transduction; phospholipid metabolic process
Molecular function (GO): phosphatidate phosphatase activity
Source: RefSeq, a predicted model, not a curated record